Molecule: messenger RNA, 1530 nt
Organism: Camellia sinensis
Lineage: Eukaryota; Viridiplantae; Streptophyta; Magnoliopsida; Ericales; Theaceae
Product: putative membrane-associated kinase regulator 2
Cellular component (GO): plasma membrane
Source: RefSeq, a predicted model, not a curated record
CGUCUCUCUUUCUUGCAAGUUUUUGGUCAAUCCAAUCGAAACCCAAAAACCACUUCCAUUCCUCUACACUCAUCAAUACUCUCAAGUCAACAACUACCCACCACUACUACUAUAUCCCCAUCUCUCUUCAAUACUUGCAAGUUUUAAGUAGUCUCCAAUCGAAACACAAAAACCACAUUCAUCCUUCUAGUCUUAACAACUGCUUACUAAUUACACUGGCUCUCCCAACCAUGGACGCUUUCAGCUUGCUCAAAUUCUGGCGAUUUGCCGCCGGAACCGUUGGAUGCGGCCAUUCCAACAACCAAACCACCGCUACCACCGAUGAUGUACGCAAUCAACCCGUGCAUACCACCGACGACGGCGACGAAGAAGAUUCUUUCUUCGAUUUGGAAUUUACUGCGCCUGGUAACGAACAGAUUAACAUCUCUGAUAGUGAUGAAGAUGUUGAAUCUCCCAAUGAUGUCAUCUUUGAAGGGAGAUUCUUUCCAUUGGAAUCAAAUUCAAAUUCAAAGCCUCAGUCUCCGAUUUCCUUCCUCAGAUCUCCUCCCAAGUUUCCGGUCUUCUUGUUGUUUAAGAAGCCUAAAUUGGAGAAAACAGAGACCGGCAAUGCCUCGAAGCAGUACCAACAGCAGAGCAAACGUUUCGCUGUGAAAUGCAAGGUUGAAGAGUUUCCCAUUUUCUCAUUGCUGGCUAGAGUAAACAGUUCGAGAAGCAAACUGCAGAGGAAGAGUUCAGAAGAAGAGGACGCUGCUUCAUCGAAGAGAUUCGCAAAGGACUUGGUCCACAAGUAUCUGAAUCUGAUCAAGCCUCUCUACGUUAGGGUUUCGAAAAGAUACAGCGAGUUUUCAACGGCGACUCCGUCAUCUUCUCUGGCACCGCUUCGAGUGGCGUGCAAGCAACUGGGGAAAAGCCGAUCGGUGUCGUCGGGCGCCGGAAUCAUGCCGAUAAAGAGAGGCGAUUCGGUGCAGCAGCAGCAGAAUGAUGGGAUCCAGAGCGCUAUUCUUCACUGCAAGACAUCAUAUAACUCAUCUAGAUCCAGAGAGUUUUCUCUACUGUCACGAUCCGCAAGUGAUCCUCCCCUCGAGAUCUCAGUCAAUGCAUCAAGAAAUUCCACCACGGAGGAGAAGAAAAGCAGCAGCAUUUGAACUCUGUUUUUCAGAUUCCGAAAGAGAGAUGGAAAAGAAAAGAAAAGAAAAGAAAAGAAAGGGCGGGAAAAUAUUUAUUACGAUGAUGAUGAUGAUUAGAUGAACAUGAACAGUUUGGUCUGCUUUUUUCUGAAAUUAUAGCAUAUAGUAGUGUAAUAUAUACGUAUAUAAGUCACCUUUUCUUUUCUUUUCUUUUUUUCUUUUGUGGUGUUGUUGUUGUGUGUGUAUAGAGGGAGUGGAUCUGUGGGAGAUAUGAUGAGCAGAGGAGAGAAAAGGGAAGGGAAGUAGGGGUUCAAUUGGAAUAUUGAUGAUCAUGAUAAGUAGUAGUUGUCUGUAAAGCGACUCAUCAUAUCGAAUGGGAAACUGGGAAGGAAUGAUUAAGGUC